Iphiclides podalirius (scarce swallowtail) is the source of this 3534-nucleotide messenger RNA. The record is from the annotation of a GenBank genome assembly. Lineage: Eukaryota; Metazoa; Arthropoda; Insecta; Lepidoptera; Papilionidae.
AUGAAGGUCACGAGGGCGAACUUCGUGCGUCGCACCAAGCCCACGACACCGACGGUGACCACCGACGGCAACACGGCGGCAAUAGACGCCGCCGAGACCACCACCAGCAAAUACACGAGGCGCGGCAACUCUAAAUUCACGUCCCGAAAGGACGGCGCGGGGGACGCGCAGAACGAGAAAGCGCGGGAAACGGACGAGACGCGCGCGCGUCGGCCAUCUUUGAAUGGCGGCCCGCCGCGCAGUGACCGGACCACGCCGCGAACGUUCGCGCGCCGUCGCCCUGGUGGGGAGAACGCUAACGCAUUUGUUACCUUGACAAUUAUUCUCGCUGUGACCAUUAUAUUACCAACAACUAGAUCGGUACCAUCAACAACGGUUGCGACGAUAACCCGAAGACCAUUCCGUAUAGCCAGCCGGCGCCGUCCAGUCGCCACCACUAAAACCACUUCCACCACCACUACAACAACUACCCAGCCUACCACAGAAUUCGUAGAAAGCGAAGAAUUUUUAAAGGACAUCGAAGAGAAUGGCUCUAUUGAAGAUCCAUCGUACGCCCCGCGCUCCAGCCCAAAGGAUAACUCGAAAGUCCAAAGACGCCCGCUGGUCUCCUUGAAAGACGAACAAGACCAGAACAUAGCUGCCACGAAUGAAGAGGAGAAAAAACGACAGAGCAAGAAAUACAGCUCCACUUUCAAACAGAAUCAGCUCGACGAAGCGCUAAGGUUAAAAACUCAGGAUGCAUACGACGUGGAUGUUGAUCCCACUACAGAAGGAAAAUUCACAAUUGAGGGCUACAGUGCUGAAACAGCCGUGGCACUUGCAGCGCAUAAACUGUUAGAAGCGCCUGUACCUAUAAUACCAGAUUAUGAAUAUGACGCCAAGCCGACACGAAGUGCACCCUCGAGGAGCACUCAGAAGUUCAAGUACACAGACACCGAUUAUCCACGAGAGGUCACAAAGACACCAUCCUACCCAGUAGCUUACUCCGCAACACCAAGUUACAGUACUCGUGAUUACGUCCAAACGUCCACGGGUGGCUAUCCCAGUAAUCUUAUAGACACGGUCCUACCUUCAACCAUUGGCUUCAGAACGUCGAAGCCCGCGGGAUUCACGGCGCCAACUAUAAUUAAUCCGGGCCUAUCGGGUGUUUCCCGAGAUCUAGGUCCCUCUACAGUUCGCUAUCUGAGUACAACUGACGAGAACGUAGCUACGCACAACAUCAAUCCGACAGAUAACAGAUAUACUGACUCCAGUGAGUAUUCAAAGGCUCCUCCAUCUACAAUACAAUAUGUGAGCACGGUGGACAAGUACUCCGGUGUGUCGUAUGACCUAACUCCGACAAACAGAUAUGUAGACACGAGUGAGACGACUCAAACACUGAGCCCUACCACUAGAACUCGUGGUAGAAGACCGACAACAACCGAAUCGAACUUAAAUGAGUAUACGUCAAGCACACUCUCAUCCUCUGACAUAUUAGUGGACACAAGUAAGAAAUACUCUGAAAUUUCCCGAUCAACAGGCCCUUCGACGACUAGGUACUUGGACUCAAACAACGGAUUUACUGGGAUAUUGCAAAAUCCAAGUGUAACAAAUAAAUAUAUAGAUAGCGGUGAUGAAACAAAAACAUACCAGACGCCUGGUCCAUCUACUGAAGAAUAUUUAGAUAAUAGAUAUACCGAAACAGCUCAAAAUUUAAACCCAACUAACAGAUUCACCGUGACGAGCGAAAGGUAUACCGAAGAACCACUUGGAACAAAUCCUUCCACCGCAUCCUAUUUUACAGAAGGCAGCAAGUAUACGAGAAUACCGCAAGAAGAAAUUCCCACGAGUACUUUCUCAGGAACGGCUGAGAUAUACUCGGAACCUGCAAAUACCAGAGCGCCGGCAAACAUAUUCACAGACAGAGGCGAAAGUUAUACAACACUGCAAAAUGCGAGAACCACGAACAAGUAUACCGACGCAAACGACAAAUAUACUUCUAUUUCGCGAAGAAGGAAACCAUCUACGACAACAGUUAUCGAAAGCGAAAAAUACACCACAGGUGCCGUGCAGAAUACAAGCCCAACCGUCGAUUACACGGCGAACGAAAGAUAUACGGAAGCCUCGCGGCGUAGAAGGCCUUCGACAAAUUUCUACACAGAAACGACGACGGAAAGAGUAAUUCCAACCGAGUCGACGCCAAGUACGACUGAAAGGACUAUUCCGUCGCGCAGGAGAAGACCGUCAACCAACACCUAUACUAGCACCGAGUACACGACGGAGUCGACACCGGACUAUGGGUUUACGGCCACGAGCGAGACGUACCCACCACGUCGCAGGGCUAGGCCAUCGACGUCUAGAUACGACGACGCGACGGGCGGCGAAACCUCAGAGAUAUCGCAGGCCGGCCCGACCACAGGAUUCACAGGCGUAAACGAACCUUUCGUCGAGACCUCGCCUACAUUGAGAUCGUCAACUGUCCGCAAUAUCGGAUACACUGAAUCGGAUGACAAAUCAACCGAAACGCCGCAGCUCAUCGAAACUUAUACAACCGGUAGAAAAUACGCUGACAUAUCUCGUGCCAGAAAUCCAUCUACUAGUACAUACCUAGAGUCGACUGAAAAGCAACUGGUGUUAGCGGACGACGAAGUGACCACAGAUCGCUAUUUGAACCAGAACGGUCAAUAUACGGGCAUUGUUCGGGAUCUUAGCCCGUCCACUGUUAAAUAUUUGAGCACGGAAGAUAGAUCAACGAGUGAAAGUCCGUCCAUCAAGUUCCCAAGCACGACGGGGAAAUACGUCUCGGGCCCUAUAGAUGAUUAUAGCUUCUCCACCACUGGGUACAGCCAAAGCCAAGAGCCUUCGUAUUUCACCAGGGAAUAUCUCCUCGCCUCGCCAGUAACGAAAACGUACGAUGAUGAAUAUCAGUAUCUAUCGCCGGUGACGUCAACACAGCCGACGUCAACCACCAGGAAAUUGGCCAGGAAGAAAAUGGUCUUCCGCAGAAUUUCGACAACGGCCCAGGCGAGUUCGACCACGACGACAACAACGCCGACACCGCGGCGAUCGUCGAGGAAGCCUUUCGAGAAGAUCCGUAAAGUUCAGAAAGUGAAGGUUCAAAAGGGAUCAAAGAAAACAACACAACUAGAAGAAGAAAAGGAAGUGAAACAAGAGCAGCCCGAGACUAAAGUUCAACUGACGCAAAGGCAGCCGGUGCAGAGAGUGAAGCCAGUCAAAAAGGUCCAAACUUCUGAGACCAACAAAGUUAUAAGGCCAAUAGAUGCCUUUGACUAUUAUGAUGAUAGCCAAGAAAAGGUUGUCCAAAAAUACGAGGAAGGAACUAAGGUUAUACUCCACGGGAAAGGAAGAAUCGAGUGUUUGGACAUAGGCAACUUCCCACACCCGUCGUCGUGCAAGAAAUUCAUAUCGUGCGCGCGCAUGGAGGGCGGCUCUCUACUCGGCUGGGAGUACGUCUGCCCCAAAGGACUAUCUUUCGACCCGGUUGGCGGCAUUUGCAACUGGUCUGCAGGGCUAGGAUGUCAAGAGCAAGACUCG